AUGGAUAAUAGUCGAUUUCACUGUUGGCCUUCAAAUGCAUCAUCAACAUUAACAGAAACACUUGCACAACAUGGUUAUAAUUGUAAAGGCAUUGAUGUAAAUUGGAUAAAACCUCCACCAAAACAAGUUACUCAAGAUGUUCCAUUUAAUGUAACAUAUUCAAUUGAUUUAUCACUUGAAUUUUUCGAUUGGGCAAUUUAUCAAUUACCUAAACCAUUAUAUACAUUAUUAAAUCAAACGAUGAAUAGUAGUCAAGCAUGGCAUCAUUGGUGUACAACACAUGAGCCUACUGUUGAUCCUACCGAUCCAAGAAUUGAAUCUGAUGCUUGUGUAUGGCAUAUUAAUAUACAUGCAUGUGCACUUGGACGUACUGUUCCAUAUUGUGGACCUUGGAUUCCACCAAGUGGUGAAAUAUAUCAUAGUUUUGUUUUGGCAGGACCUUCAACUCGUAUUUAUGAAAGUACUAUAAUUAUACCUGUGUUUGGUGUAGUUGAAAUUAUUGCACAUUUUAAAAUUGGUAUUGAAGAUUGGAUUCAUAUUGCUUUAGUUAGUACAAAUAUACAAGUUAGUCGUAAAGCAAUUUGUGGAGAUGACUAUUGUGAUUUAAAUUACGAAAAUUGUUCGAAUUGUCCAAUAGAUUGUGGUAAAUGUCCUUUGAAGCCUAUUCAUAUUGGUUUAAUUACAACGGGUUGUGCGCUUUUUAUUUCUUUAUUUAUCGGAUUUUUUCUAUACUUUAAAAUUCAAGAACAACGUCUGUUAUGGGAUCCAAGUUGGAUUAUUGAUGUAAAAGAAGUUCAACCACUUCGUUCACAACAAUCAAUUAGUUUAACAUCAUUAAACGAUCUAAAAAAGACAAGUAUUGGUAGACAAACAAGUGAAACUAAUUUAAGUGUUGCUACAAAUUUUUCAAAUAUUAGUUGUACACAACAAAUUUUUUGUCCUGCUGGUUAUUUACGACAUACUUGUGUAGCUAUUCGUAAAUAUAAACAUAAACAUUUUCAAUUAACACGUCGUGUACGUGAACAAGUUCGUCUUGUACGAACAUUUAAUCAUAAUAAUGUUUGUAAAUUUAUGGGUGCUUCAUUAUUUCCUAAUGAAGUUAUUAUUUAUAUGGAAUAUAUGCCAAAAGGUUCAUUACGUGAUGUUUUACAAAAUGAUAAAAUACCAAUAACAUGGUCAUUUCGAUUUUCCUUUGCAAUAGAUAUACUUAAUGGUUUAUCGUAUAUACAUAGUCGACAUCUUAUUCAUGGACGAUUAAAUUCAUCAAAUUGUGUUGUUGAUCAACGAUUAACAAUAAAAAUUACAGAUUAUGGUCUUGAUGAUCUUCGUUUUAAUCAUAUAAGUAUUAAUUCUUAUGUUCAAUCAGUUGAAAUAUAUAAAAGAGUUUAUUAUGCACCAGAAUUAAUAUCAAUUAAUGAAUUAAAAUUAACUCCUCCAAUAGAUAUUUAUUCAUUUGGUAUAAUUUUAAAUGAAAUAGCAACACGAUCGGAACCAUUUGGGGACGAUGAUAUUGAAUCAAUUAUGAAAAUAGGUUAUCGUCCAAAAAUUGCUCAAAUGACUCAUGAUGUUAAUAAUCAUAAUGAAGAAGAUUUUUGUCCCUUACCAUCAUCAUAUACUCGACUUGUUAAACGAUGUAUUAUGGAAAAUCCAUAUGAUCGUCCAACAUGUAAAGAUAUAGAAAAAAGUUUAAAAAAAAUGUGUCCAUUACAAAUGAGCCCUAUUGAUUUAAUAUUUAAAAAAAUGUCUUUAUAUCAAACAAGUCUUGAACAAGCCGUACAAUUAAGAACAUAUGAACUUGAACAAGAAAAACAUAAAUCUGAAAAUCUUUUAUAUAGUAAGUCUAAAAAGAAAAAAAUAACAUAUUAUGAAAUAAUAUUAAAAUUCAAGUAA
Rotaria sp. Silwood2 is the source of this 1890-nucleotide messenger RNA. The record is from the annotation of a GenBank genome assembly. NCBI's taxonomy places the organism in Eukaryota, Metazoa, Rotifera, Eurotatoria, Philodinida, Philodinidae.